Molecule: messenger RNA, 2657 nt
Organism: Schizosaccharomyces octosporus yFS286
Lineage: Eukaryota; Fungi; Ascomycota; Schizosaccharomycetes; Schizosaccharomycetales; Schizosaccharomycetaceae
Product: exosome subunit Rrp6
Exons: 2
Coding region: 131-2515 (794 amino acids)
Biological process (GO): nuclear polyadenylation-dependent snoRNA catabolic process; histone mRNA catabolic process; nuclear polyadenylation-dependent CUT catabolic process
Cellular component (GO): nucleolus; nuclear exosome (RNase complex)
Molecular function (GO): nucleic acid binding; 3'-5'-RNA exonuclease activity; nucleotide binding
Source: RefSeq, a predicted model, not a curated record
UGUCGUCAAAUACGAAAAUCCUACUUAUGCUGAUUUGUGUCUUAAAUAAUUGUGGUGUUGCAUCUCCUAAUAACUUUGCUCUCAACCAACCCUUAUGGUAUAGGGUAAGGUAAAGCAGAAUUCAAUAACAAUGGAUGAAACGAAAUUAUUUAAGAAUUUUAUGAAUACUACGGCAUUCUGUUCUGAGUUGGAGAAAUUGGAUAUUCCUUUUUACAGAUCAAUUGACUCAGAAUUCAGCGAAAAUUUGAAAAAUGUUUCUUUGAGAAUUUUGAAAAAUAUUCAGCUGCUUUUUUCAAAGGUAGAUAAGAGUAGGGCUUCCGAUUUUGUAGAUGUUGAAGAUAUCGACAAUAGAUGGAUGGAAGUUUCUGAUACAUUGGAUAUUUUAUUUGAGAAGACAGAUUAUUGCCUAGACAAAGCUAAAGGUUUAUUAAAGAAACCAAAGAUUGAAGCUAGCCCUUUGCCUGUUGCCGCUCCAAAGAAACAGAAAAAAGAAAAGCUUCCCUACCGAAUGAUACAUGCUGCUCAUUUACCAAAGCCACAGUUACGCUUCCAAAGUUCCCCAAAUAAUGAUAGAGACUUCAAUUGGUUUUGGAAGCUUACUGAAAAACCAAACGCGCUUGUGCCUUUAGAUAAACUUGUGAAACAAGUUGAAACAGACCCCACUUUAGCCCACUCCUUGCCUCAUCCUUACGGAACAGAAAUAAAGAAUAAUAGGUAUCCUCCUUGGGUUUAUGAGAUGGUGAACCCAACCGAUACAGGAUCUGUUGAGGAAACUACACCUAUAUGGGUCGAUACCGAGGAGGCCUUAAAGGAUAUGCUAAAAGAAUUAAAACAAAGCAAUGCUAUUGCUGUUGAUUUGGAACACCACGAUUACCGAUCCUUUCGAGGAUAUGUUUGCCUGAUGCAAAUAAGUAAUCGCAAAUACGAUUGGGUGGUUGACACUUUACAGCUUCGUGACGAGUUGCAGUGUCUAAACGUUGUCUUUACAGACCCUAAGAUUGUUAAAGUACUUCAUGGCGCUAAUAUGGAUAUUAUUUGGUUGCAACGUGAUUUCGGUUUGUAUAUCGUGAACAUUUUUGACACAUAUUGUGCAACCAAAGUAUUAGGUUUUGAAGGCCAUGGUUUGGCUUUCCUUUUGAAGAAGUAUUGUGACUAUGAAGCUGACAAACGAUACCAAAUGGCUGAUUGGAGAAUUCGUCCUUUACCAAAGGAGAUGUUAUCUUAUGCACAGUCUGACACUCAUUACUUGUUGUAUAUAUGGGAUCAUCUUCGUAAUGAAUUACUCGAGAAUUCUUCCAAGAGAAAAGAGAAUCUCUUACAGUCUGUAGAGAACAACAGUAAACAAAUUGCUCUCCGUAAAUACGAGGUUGAACCAUACGAUCCUGUGUACGGCUUAGGAACGGAUGGCUGGCGUAAUGUCCUUUCCAAAUUUGGUUCUACAAAAAUUAUUGGAAAGGAGGCUAUAACAAUUUUCAAAGCUUUACACGAUUGGCGUGAUAGUACUGCACGCAAGGAAGACGAAAGUGUUCGGUACGUUAUGCCCAACCACUUAUUAACCACUAUUGCUGCGAAUAAACCAAUGGAAACUUUAGACCUGCUUUCUAUAAGCAAGCAGCUCACUCCUCUCGUCCGUAUGUAUGCUGAUGAAAUUGUCCAGGUUAUACGUGAUGCUCAAGAUACUUUUAAUAAGCAAAUUGAACAAGAGCAAUCCUUUGGAACUAAUGAAGCUACUUCAUCCAAAGCUUCCAUCGCUAACAAUGCCGUUGAAGAGUAUGAUAAGACUGCUCCUAACGUUGAUAUUUUUGAGCCAACGAAAAAGAACGUUACAGCUCUGAAAAAAUUUAUGGCCAAUUCUUCAGAUCUUUUUGCUGCUAAAGUUACUUUCCCAUCUACCCUGAAAGAUAGAAAAGAAAAACUAUUGUCAGUAACCGAAAAGGUAUCCUUAAACGUUAGCCCAAUCGUUCAGCAUCCGAUUACUGAAGUGCAAGAAGAAAAUAAUCUUAAAGAAGAAUCCAAUGAGUCUAAUUUACAAGCCAAAGCAGCUAAUACAGAGAAACCCGAGACAGGUGAGAAUGAACAGGAUGCCAUAAUCGUCCGACAACUUGGCAUAAAUAAAAAGAAGCGUCCAUCUUCUGCAGUGGAUACAAAUGCGCCAUCGUUGGAUGAUGUAGUAAAUCCAACGGAUCAAGCUUUGCCUGUCGUUAACGAUAGCGAGGAUAUGAGUUCAUCCAAGAAAAAGAGACAAAGGAAGAAAAAGAAAAAGGAAAGCCAAAAUUCAAAUUUGUCUGUUGCUGGUUCAGAGGCUAAAGAAAGUGCUCCUUCAAGCGAAGCUUUUGACUAUUCCAAUCAAGACAAUUUCCUUCUGAAAAUGGAUGAACAAAAACGGGUUGUACGAAAUCAAAAUGAAAAGAGUUUUAAUCCACUGAAUAGAGCCACUCAGGUUAGACGGAAUGUCAAAGAGCUUAAGAAGCCUAAGGUGCCUGAGGGUAAAAGUACCUCCUUCAAAAAAAACUGAUUUUGAACAAUCUAUAAAUUGUUUUGCGUUAUUGGUACGGGGAUAUAGUUUUAAUAUUAGAGAUUUUUUUGAUUAUAAUAUCUACGUUGGGAAUUUAAUGGUAGUUAUCUAAGCUCAUAUUAAGAUAUUUGCAAAAUUAAAU